UCUCAUUUAGUUUUAGGGGAUCUCUGUUUAGGUAUCCAUUUUACUACAACACUUGUUGCUUGAUCAGUGCGUUACUUUAAGCAGUUGCAACAAGACGUGAACAUUUUAAGAAACUUUUCAACUUCUAAAACAUAGAAAAAGCAAAUAUGGGCAAUCCAAUCUGGUUUAUAUUUUGGUUUUUGGUAUUUUGGUUUAUCUCAUUCUUUUUAGCUUUUAUCUGUGCUGGCAUCUAUAUUAUUUUGCUAAUUUUUGUAGUUUGUUUCCCCGGUUUAUCGUCUAUUACCGAUAUUCUACUGCAGUGCAUACAAUUUCCUCAGUAUUGUGCCAAGGCUAUGAUGGAAUGCAAAUCGCCUUUCUAAAUAUAUUUAAAUCUUGAAGUCUACCAAAUUUCUGUUAAAU
Messenger RNA from Lucilia cuprina (Australian sheep blowfly), 399 nucleotides. RefSeq lists its product as uncharacterized. The record is from RefSeq and is a predicted model, not a curated record. Bases 147 to 359 code for a protein of 70 amino acids. The transcript has 3 exons. Lineage: Eukaryota; Metazoa; Arthropoda; Insecta; Diptera; Calliphoridae.